AUGCUAUUACUGUUGCUCUUAUUGUUACGAUUAGCACUGCUGUUGGUGUACAUUAUGAUUUUUGCUAUUAUUAUUCCUAAUGCUGCCACAGUCGCCGUUGCUGUUGCUGUUGCUGUUGCUAUCACUUUUGCAGUGACACAUCACAUAUUGUCAGCGAUUCAUUACCGGUUAGCAGUUAUGAAAUUGACGACAACGACAAAUGAUGUCCACAUUUGCAGAUGCCCUCACUCGUUCAUGACAUCACUUCCUAAGGCCAGCAUUGUCAUUUGCUAUUUCAACGAAUCACCGUCGGUGCUCAUUCGUAUGAUAAAUUCGAUUGUCGAUCGAACACCACUGGAAUUAAUACAAGAGAUCCUUUUGGUCGAUGAUGGCAGUGAAUGGCCUGAAGCAUCACUACAGGCGGCUGAUUAUCAACGAAAACAUCCACAAUGGAAUAUGGUAAAGUUCUUACACACUCCAUCGAAUCUGGGACUUAUCCGAGCAAAGGUUUUCGGAGCACGUAAAGCUCGUGGUGAAGUGUUGGUAUUCCUUGACAGUCACUGCGAAGUGAAUCAAAACUGGUUACAACCGCUUCUUGAACGAAUAAGGGAAAAACCAAACAGGGUAGUCUGUCCAAUCAUCGACGUUAUCGAUUUGGAUACGAUGAAGUACGUCGAAUCACCAGUGUGCAAAGGUGGCCUCAACUGGGGUCUCACAUUCAAGUGGGAUUAUCCACUACAUACAUACUUCAUCGAUCCGUUGAAUUACAUACGUCCGCUGAAAUCAGCUACGAUGGCUGGAGGCUUGUUUGCCAUCGAUAGGACAUACUUCUUCAAGAUUGGCGCCUAUGACGAAGGGAUGGAUGUUUGGGGAGCUGAGAAUGUGGAAAUAUCGUUCCGAAUUUGGUUGUGUGGCGGUGAACUCGAGAUCAUUCCAUGUAGUCGAGUUGGCCAUAUCUUCAGGAAAAAGCGUCCAUAUGGAUUGGAGUCCGACUCCAUUAGCAAGAACUCACUAAGGGCGGCUCGAGUAUGGCUCGACGAAUAUCUUCCAGAAUUCUUCAAAUCUCGUCCUUAUUUGGAGUCGAACACCGACUACGGAGAUAUUUCUGAUCGGUUGAAGCUGAAGGAGAACUUGCAUUGUAAACCAUUCAGAUGGUACCUCGAAAACGUCUAUCCGGAACUUCUACCGAACAACAUUCCAAUGAGUUCGGAUAUUAUCCAAAAACCAUUCAUAAAUGGAAAAAACUCUUCUCAAAGCCAUUAUUUCAUAAUUAUUCGAAAAAUUCAGAUCCGAUUGGCCAACACUAGUUUUUGCCUUACUGCCGAGGAGUCACCAAUGGGUCUUAUAGCAAAAGGAAGUCGGGUCGAAAUGAGGAUUUGUCAUGCCAAACGAAACCAACAAUGGCGAUGGAACGAUAAUAACGAAUUUCGACCGAUGGGCUCUUCCCGUCUUUGUCUGGACUCAUUGAAAGGACUCACACUGCUGAAGUGUCAUAAUCAAGGCGCUCAUCAGGAUUGGAAGAUUACGGUACGAGUAUUUAUCGUUAGCAAUCUGAUGCAUUGA
This is a messenger RNA of Angiostrongylus costaricensis, 1542 nucleotides long. NCBI's taxonomy places the organism in Eukaryota, Metazoa, Nematoda, Chromadorea, Rhabditida, Metastrongylidae. The record is from the annotation of a GenBank genome assembly.